GAGGGGUCCAUGUCUCAUCUCCUUCCAACAUUUCUUAUUGAAGUCUUUCAUUUUCCUCAUUAUGAUUUCAAAUGUCGAACUCACAUACAGAUGUUCUUCUCGCGGGAGCGUUUGCAGCAGUAGCUGUCGACCUUCUAGUAUACCCUUUGGAUACUCUUAAGACUCGAUUCCAAAGUCCAGAUUACAAAAAGAUCUACUAUGAUGCAUCGAAAAAAGCGAUCAAUCGUGGUUUACUGUUUCGAGGUUUAUAUCAGGGAGUGGGACCUGUAAUUUUGGUGACCAUACCUUCAUCAGGAGCAUUCUUCACCACAUAUGAGGGAAUAAAAUCUGUUCUCACCAAGGCAAAUACAAGCUUCGGUGGCAACAACACGCCACUGAUACCCCAACCUUUUGUGCACAGCGCAGCUUCGGCAGUGGCUGAACUUGUAUCAUGCUUUAUACUGACUCCUGCGGAGGUAUUGAAACAAAAUGCCCAGAUGAUCCGCCGGCCAGCCCACUCCUCGAAGUCUGAGGCUUCUGUUACUAUGCAGGCAUUGAAGCAAUUCAAAAGACCUUCGCAAUUGUUCACAGGAUACACGGCAUUGGCUGCCCGCAAUCUGCCGUUCACCGCAAUGCAAUUCCCUAUGUUUGAGCACGUGAAAGAGUCGAUUAAGAACUAUCGGAAGCAAAAUGGAACCAUGACCGGUUCGUUACUCGAAACAGCAACAAUAACAGCAGUGAGUGCUGGAAGUGCGGGGUCUAUUGCAGCCGUAAUCACAACACCAGUCGAUGUAGUGAAGACCCGAAUUAUGCUUGCAGCAGCAGGAGAAAACUCUGAGAGUGAGGCAAAGAAGAAGAUAGAGGAAGCCAAGAAGAGAGGUCAAUCGAUUGAUAACCUUGGAGGGAAGAAAAAAGGCAGUCUCACUAUUGCUCGGGAAGUGAUUGCGGAAACUGGAAUGAGAGGAUUGUUUCGAGGUGCUAUUCUGAGAGCUGGCUGGACGGCAUUGGGUAGCGGCCUUUAUUUAGGGUCUUAUGAAAGUGGGAGGGUCUGGCUGGGGGAUCGACGAGAGACUAAAGUUUGAGACGAUUAUUCAAUAAUCCGGGGAGAGUGGCCCCACUGCGUCUACAAUGCCACAGGUGUUUUCGACGGAGCUCCCUGAGUAUAUGUAUGAUAGAGAGAAGAUGGGACGAAAAGAUUCAUCCUCGAGAUUAUAUCUAAUUACACUGGACAACCAGAGUUCUGCGGUCCAUGACCCUCCUGUGUCGCUUUCUCUUCAUGUGCUUCCGCCUUCAAUAUUCUAAUAUCGCCAAACUUAUCCGAUUUUCA
Messenger RNA from Botrytis cinerea B05.10, 1306 nucleotides. RefSeq lists its product as hypothetical. The transcript is spliced from 3 exons. Lineage: Eukaryota; Fungi; Ascomycota; Leotiomycetes; Helotiales; Sclerotiniaceae. Gene Ontology annotation, cellular component: mitochondrial inner membrane. The record is from RefSeq and is a predicted model, not a curated record. Gene Ontology annotation, molecular function: S-adenosyl-L-methionine transmembrane transporter activity. Bases 72 to 1061 code for a protein of 329 amino acids.